GACAGUAAUGGUAUCAACUAAAAAUAAACAAUGUCAGGCCCAGAAUGCUGUUCAAAUCCACCAACACUGAACCCGAGUGCAGGAACUGGCCAUGUUGAGAAACUGGCUGGUCUUGAUUCCUAUCUCACUGGCUCCCCUCACUCAAAAGUCGCCGUUAUUCUCAUCUCCGAUAUUUAUGGAUAUGAAGCGCCAAAUUUAAGGAACCUUGCAGACAAGGUUGCUGCUGCUGGGUAUUAUGUGGUUGUUCCUGACUUCUUCCAUGGUGACCCCUAUAAUCCUGAGAAUCCUGACAGGCCCUUACCCACAUGGUUAAAAGAUCAUGGAGCGGACGAAGGUUUUGAAGCCACAAAACCCAUAAUCGAGGCCUUAAAAAGUAAAGGUGUUUCAGCUAUCGGGGCUGCUGGUUUUUGUUGGGGUGCUAAGGUUGUGGUUGAACUUGCGAAAUCCAGACUUAUCCAAGCUGCUGUGCUAUUGCAUCCAUCAUUUGUCUCUCUGGAUGACAUCAAGGGUGUUGAUAUUCCAAUUGCUGUACUUGGAGCUGAGAUUGACAGAAUGUCUCCACCAGAGCUUGUGAAACAGUUUGAACAAGUCCUUACUGCAAAACCUGGGGUUGACAGUUUUGUUAAAAUAUUUCCUAAAGUUUCUCAUGGUUGGACUGUGAGGUACAACACUGAAGAUGCAGAAGCUGUGAAGACUGCAGAGGAGGCCCAUCAGGACUUGCUGGACUGGUUUGCUAAACUUCUUAAGUGAAAAUCUUGUUCUGUUGACUAUAUCAUCGUGUAGUAGAGUGGAGUAUGUAAAAUGCUACUUAAACCAUAGCUGGAGUUUACUAGAAAAUAAAUGUUGUAUUAUUGCUCGUUGGACAUGGAUCUUACACUCUUACAUUUGUUGUAAUAAUUUUGCUUUCGGUGCUUGAGAAAUUAUAUUUUAAGAA
Messenger RNA from Gastrolobium bilobum, 934 nucleotides. Its product is annotated as endo-1,3;1,4-beta-D-glucanase-like. NCBI's taxonomy places the organism in Eukaryota, Viridiplantae, Streptophyta, Magnoliopsida, Fabales, Fabaceae. Gene Ontology annotation, molecular function: hydrolase activity. The record is from RefSeq and is a predicted model, not a curated record. The transcript is spliced from 7 exons. The coding region runs from base 31 to 750 and encodes 239 amino acids.